Messenger RNA from Dibothriocephalus latus, 273 nucleotides. The record is from the annotation of a GenBank genome assembly. NCBI's taxonomy places the organism in Eukaryota, Metazoa, Platyhelminthes, Cestoda, Diphyllobothriidea, Diphyllobothriidae.
AUGGGAGAGUUGGCGAUGAAAGUGUUAAUGGGUGGACAAGACGUGUCGGUCUCAACGCGUAUGCCUACAACUACGGUCCACGACCUGCUCUUCGUGAACAACUGCGCCCUUAACACUGAGACAGAAGAGGACAUUCAAUGGUGUACGGCCCUCUUCGCUGCCGGCCGCGCCAAUUUCGGACUAACAUUCAACAUAGACAAAACGCUGGUCAUGCACCCACUAGUAACCACCGAAGAAUAUUGCGCUCCUCGAAUCAAUGUCAAUGCUAUCUAA